AUGGAUAGCUACAAUAUUUCAAGACAUCCUACCACACUCUGGAUCCAAUUUGAAUGUGAAUACGUUGUACCAAAUGAUGGCUUUGUUUUGGCAGUUUGUGGAUCAAUUCCAGAACUUGGGAGCUGGAAUGCUAGCGCUGCACUCAUAGCAGAUCAGCAAUUGAAGGAAUCUGGCAAAUGGGUCGCUGGGAUCCACCUACCAGCAAAUUCUACAUUCGCUUGGAAAUGGGUGGUUCUCCAGCGGCCAAACCUUACUCCCUACCGGUGGGAGGAAACCCACAACAGGAUUGCCAUCCUUGGUGAACAUAACGGAAAAUUCCUUGCACCAUGGAACACAGAAAUGGCGUUUGAUGUUGUUCCAUUCACAAAACCAAGGGAGGAUAGUAUUUGGACAGACGAUGAUGCAAGGCAGCUGAAGACGCUGUUGAAUCUAAUAGCACAACACAACUAUGAAAGUUCUAGUCUAGAAGAACCAAAAGUACAACCCAAAAAUCAACCAGCCACAAUUGUCGGUAGAGGAAUUCUAGAUAUUAUCUUAAGGAUUCCUCGUUGCGUAGGGGCAAUGGCCAUGUCUGCCUUUGAGCUUAUUAAAAACAAACUUGUUAGUUUGUGGCCUGGUCGACACAAUCAAGAAGAUGAUGCUGAUAGGGAUUUGGGUACAUGGGUGUAG
Saccostrea echinata is the source of this 669-nucleotide messenger RNA. RefSeq lists its product as uncharacterized. The record is from RefSeq and is a predicted model, not a curated record. The transcript is spliced from 3 exons. The coding region runs from base 1 to 669 and encodes 222 amino acids. Lineage: Eukaryota; Metazoa; Mollusca; Bivalvia; Ostreida; Ostreidae. Gene Ontology annotation, cellular component: membrane. Gene Ontology annotation, molecular function: starch binding.